UCUACUUGUUGCUAAAGGAUACACUCAGACUCAUGGCCUUGAUUAUACUGAGACGUUUUCUCCUGUGGCCAAAUUGAAUUAUGUUUGUGUGAUAAUCUCUCUUGCAGCUAAUCUAGACUGGCCACUUCAUCAACUUGAUGUUAAAAAUGCCUUUUUGCAUGGUAACCUUACUGAGACAGUCUAUAUAACUUAACCACCUGGGUUUGAGCCUAAGAGGGAGUGUGUGUGCCAUCUCAAAAAGUCUAUCUAUGGCCUCAGACAGUCCCCUCGUGCAUGGUUUGAUAAGUUCAGUAAAGUAGUGGUAGCUCAUGGUAUAACUAGAAGCCAGGCUGAUCACUCUCUCUUUCUUAAGAAAACGAAACGUGGUAUUGUGAUUCUUAUGGUGUAUGUAGAUGAUAUCGUUAUCGCCGGCAGUGAUAAAGAUGGGAUACAAGUUUUAAUCCAUCACUUGAGUUCUAGCUUCCUUACUAAGGAUUUGGGCAAACUUUGGUAUUUUCUAGGAAUUGAGGUGGCUCGGUCGAAGCAAGGCAUUAGUCUUUCUCAAUGGAAGUAUACUCUUGAUCUCUUACAGGAUACUGGAUAUCUUGGUUCAAAACCUGUAGCUACACCCAUGGAGACUAAUGUAAAACUUAAGGUAGAUGAUGGUGACACACUCAAUGAUCCAGAGAUGUAUCGAAGACUUGUAGGUAAACUUAUUUACCUCACAAUCACUCGUCCAGACAUCUCCUAUGCAGUUAGUGUUGUAAGCCAAUUCAUGACCAGUCCUCAGGUACCUCACAUGGAGGCAGUUGUAAGCCUCUUGAAGUAUCUCAAGGGUGCUCCGGAACGUGGUCUGUUUUAUCGAUCUUCUGGACAUCUUCAGAUUGAGGGAUACGCAGAUGCAAAUUGGGCCGGUUCUCCUUCUGAUCGACGGUCCACCACGGGUUACUGCACCUUCAUAGGAGAAAAUCUAGUAACUUGGAGGAGUAAGAAACAGUCAGUUGUGGCUCGUUCCGGUGCUGAAGCAGAGUAUCGUGCCAUGGCACACACUGCUUGUGAACUUACUUGGUUGAAAACUCUUUUACAAGAACUUGGGAUUUCAGUUCAGUGCCCAAUUCCUCUCCAUUGUGACAAUCAGGCAGCUAUUCAUAUUGCUAGCAAUCUAGUCUGUCAUGAGAGGACUAAACACAUUGAAGUAGAUUGCCAUUUUAUUCAACCUAAAGUUGACUCGAAUGAGAUUGUUACACCUUUUGUUCCUUCUGGUAGGCAACUGGCAAACAUCUUCACUAAGGCGCUUCCCAAGAACUCUAUUGAUUCCAUAUGUAGCAAGCUGGGAGUUAUUGACAUUUACUCUCCAGCUUGA
Cornus florida is the source of this 1342-nucleotide messenger RNA. RefSeq lists its product as uncharacterized. Bases 380 to 1342 code for a protein of 320 amino acids. Lineage: Eukaryota; Viridiplantae; Streptophyta; Magnoliopsida; Cornales; Cornaceae. The transcript has a single exon. The record is from RefSeq and is a predicted model, not a curated record.